AUGACGUCUUUCGUUCGAAACACCCUUUUUGAUUGCAGCGGCUUGGUUGCUGUUAUCACAGGCGGUGGGACAGGUAUUGGUCUCGUAAUGGCGCGCGCCCUUGAAGCCAACGGGGCCAAGGUCUAUAUUCUUGGCCGACGUAAAGGCAAGCUUGACGAGGCUGCGGCUACAGCUCUACAUGGAAACAUCACCGCCCUUCAGUGCGAUGUGACAUCAAAGGCGAAAUUACAAGACGUGGCUAGUCAUAUCGAAGCGGAAACAGGAUAUGUGAAUCUCGUGAUUGCCAACUCCGGGGUAUUGGGGCCGAACUACAAUGAAUUGCUUCUUAAUGAAGAUGGCAAGAUGCCCGAAAUAGAGGAGGUACAGAAAGUCCUUUGGGGUCCCUCGAUGGAGCAGUUGGGAGAGGUAUACAAAGUCAACGUGAUUGGUGUUUAUUACACGGCGGUUGCCUUCCUGGGCCUCCUUGACAAAGGCAACCAGAAGGGAAACGUUCAACAGACAAGUCAGGUAUUGGUGACGAGUUCGAUCGGUGCCUUUUAUCGGGCGUGGCCGCAAGCGGGAAUAGCCUAUACAACGAGUAAGACGGCAGUGACUCACUUGAGCAAAAGUUUGGCGAGCUAUCUGAUCCAAUAUCGGAUCAGAGUAAAUGCGAUUACUCCAGGAAGUACGAUUCCAGCACUUGCCCCCGCCACUAGUUCAUUCCUUUCACCCUUUCGGUCGGAAAUGAUGGUCGCUACACUCGGCGAUCGGGAUUUCACAGUCGAGGGAUCAAUGCCGGCGACGAUGCAACCACUGAAACGGGUAGGCAGAGACGAGGAGAUUGCGGGAACCGUCCUUUAUUUUGCAUCAGAGGCAGGCGCAUACUGUUCAGGCUCAGUCCAUGUAGUUGAUGGUGGCAGACUGGGUAUUCAGCCUGGAGCAACGUACUAA
Messenger RNA from Penicillium taxi, 930 nucleotides. RefSeq lists its product as uncharacterized. The coding region runs from base 1 to 930 and encodes 309 amino acids. The record is from RefSeq and is a predicted model, not a curated record. The transcript has 3 exons. Lineage: Eukaryota; Fungi; Ascomycota; Eurotiomycetes; Eurotiales; Aspergillaceae.